This is a messenger RNA of Argiope bruennichi, 4797 nucleotides long. RefSeq lists its product as uncharacterized. Gene Ontology annotation, cellular component: nucleus. The record is from RefSeq and is a predicted model, not a curated record. Bases 441 to 2438 code for a protein of 665 amino acids. NCBI's taxonomy places the organism in Eukaryota, Metazoa, Arthropoda, Arachnida, Araneae, Araneidae. Gene Ontology annotation, molecular function: DNA-binding transcription factor activity, RNA polymerase II-specific; RNA polymerase II cis-regulatory region sequence-specific DNA binding. Gene Ontology annotation, biological process: animal organ morphogenesis; regulation of transcription by RNA polymerase II. The transcript is spliced from 2 exons.
AGAUACUACACCUCAUGUAUCGAGUUCUCUUCAAAGAAUCACCCCAUCUCUCUGGCAAUGCGUUGUUGGUAGAUCACGUUUUCACCCAUGCGCUCCUGAAUUGACGUUUUGAAGUUCAUUUCGAGUUUUGAUGCAAUGUGCAAGAGCUUUGUGUUACACGGUAUGAAAAUAUUGCGGUAGUUGCCUCUUAACAAUGUUGUGUCUCAUGCACUCGAAAUUUUAAUAGAACAACAGAGUAGUAUGACCUGCUUUAUGUAUUGUUUUUGAACUUGUUGGCUGUGGUGAUAUUUUCUUAGAUCUAUAACUAGAUAGUUAUAUUUUCAACUAUUUUCAAUUUUGCCAUUAUCGUGAAAUUUUACAGAAGUUAGCAAGGAGUUUGAUUAUUUAUAAGUGUUCUUCGAUUCACCAAUGUUGGAAUUUUCAUCUGUCUACUAGAUACCAUGACUCUCGAUGAUUUAAAUAUCCAGUAUUGUAGAAAUACGCCAAAUAACAACCAUAAAGAGACAGUUUAUGAAGAUACGGACAACGCUGGUAUGAACGAUACAUCAUCCGCCCAGAACUGUAUUUUCAAUAUGCAGAAUAACGAACGUUUGUCAUCGUGCGCGGAAAUUAAUUCCGAAGAGAAUGACAGAAAUAACGCAUACAGAAUGUUUAAUAACAUGUUCCAAAGACCUAAUUCUCAGUGUUUCAAAAAUGAAUUACAGUACGAUGAAAUGCAAACAUACGUUAAUAAUUCAUUUCGACAAGCAAUGAUGCCUGAAAAACGAAUUGAAAAUCAGACAGAACCUAUUCCUGCUCCGGAUAUAAAAUUGGAGAAAUAUCCUCAAAUGGUUUCCAAUAAUGUUAAUGAUUCGGGACAAGAAAUGAUGGGACAAAACCUUCAAAAUAGAGAUUCUGCAGAAAAUCUUUCUAGUAAAGAAGAUGUAUGCAUAGUUGACAGCGACAGGGGCACUGCUUCUUCAGAUAAAACAGAUGAAGAUAUGGGAUCAAAAGAGAAAGAAUUUAACACGACCAAAAAGACUGGAUCGGGUAUGAGAAAAUUAGAAAAACCUCCUUACUCGUACAUAGCUCUCAUUGUAAUGGCCAUUCAAAGCUCUCCAACGAUGAAAUUAACUCUUAACGAAAUAUAUGAAUAUUUACAAUCAAAAUUUUCAUUUUUCAGAGGUGAGUAUAAAGGCUGGAAAAAUUCAGUCAGACAUAAUUUAUCUCUCAAUGACUGUUUUAUCAAACUUCCUAAAGGUGUUGGACGGCCUGGAAAGGGCCAUUAUUGGACAGUUGACCCAGCAAGUGUCACAGUUUUCCAAGACGGUUCAUCAAAGAGAAGGCCUAGAGGAUUUAAAAGAAGGUGCCAUCUACCAGACAUGCAAAGAUAUUCCAUGUACUAUACCGGUGUACCUAGUCCUCCAAUGAUGGGAUUCGACAUGAUGGGCCAAGGUAAUGUAUCAUGUGGAUCUUUGCAACAAACUGCUUUAGCAAAUCUACUUCAACCGUAUCCAUCAGAAUCAAACGAUAUCUUAGGCAAGAGGAACCAUAGAAUAACUGUCAGACGAAAAUGUGGAAUGCCUUUCCAUCCAUGCUAUUACCCUAACUCUACACCAGGUGGUCCAGUAAUUGGUUACGAUGGUCUCAACCAACACAAUCCAGCAGUACCUCCAGUUUCAAUAGGAACAGUAAGCACAAACAUGUCGGGACUGCAAACAUACUUGUCGUCCAGUGAACAAAUGAUGAUGCCAGGAAUUUCAGGCAAUCCACAACCUUAUGGAUAUUCUCUGAACAAUAACAAUCCAGCACUGAAUAUUAAUUCGGCUGGAAUGGCAAGCAGCGGUCAUUAUAUGCCCAGUUGUGCGAUCGCCGGCACAGCUGCUACGUUAGGACAAACAUCGCCUAUCAACUCGCCGGCGACGGGAUCCGACUUUGGCGGGGUGGCCACGACGGCACCUCCGUCGAUGGGUUAUGGAGGGACCGCAUCGGAUCAGAAUCCGGUGGUAGGUUCUUGGCCGGUGCUGAACGGCGUUCCAUCCACUUCGGACCCUUACAUUAAACAGUCUCCUCUCAGUCCAGCAAGCAGUGCAGGUUCUAUUUCUCCAAACAUAGUAACACCAGGUACGCCAACGGCUGAAGGAAUAAAUUAUACACCAACCGGUUCUGAACAGGUUUGCCAGAGACUCAUGAACAACGAUUCUGCAGAAAUGCAAGUGUCAGCUCUAUCGUCUGCGAUGAACCAGUGGCCUGUUCGUCUUUCUCAGCCCCUGACGUCACAAACGUGCGAUCGCAACUACAUGGAAGGUGUCACUCAACAAACCAUGGAAUCUGCAACGCAAAACAGCGUCUCCCUACCAUCCAUAUCGUCUCUGUGUAACUCAUUGACUUCUAGCAUACCGGUAACGCAAGAUUCUCCUUAUGUUGAAAAUAAAUACUACAGUACCUUUGCUCAAUAACUGCGACUGUGACUAAAUAAUCAACGACGAUGAAAAGAAAACUGCAUCAUUACAAUUGAAAGUUGUAUGACGAACAAUGAUCUUCAAUAUUUUUAAAGAAGAAAUUUUUUUUAAAUGUUGGAGUGGUACUUGUAUGACUAAUGAUAUAUUUUUGACAUCAUAUGCUCCACUGAUAGAAGUUGUAGUUGCAUUUGAGUUUAUUACCUGUAGACCAAAUAAUUCUGCUUGAUUAUUGUUAUGUAAUUGUGCAAUGAAAAGACUAAAUCUGAUUAAUUCACAUAAGUUCAAAAUAAAAGAGAAAAAAAAAUCCACGAAAAUUAGCAAAGAAACUCAAAAUUAAUUAUAUUUCUCUUAAAAAUCUCUAUGUAUUUAAUUUAAUAAAUUUUAAUGUAUUAUUUUCGUAAAUAUGGUAAAUGUUGCCAUAAUAUAUAUGCCAUGUAUGCUUUUGCAUACAUUGUAAAUUGUAUAAAAUUCUCUCAUAUCAUUCGGCUCUUUAUAUUUCUUUACUUAUUUAUUAAGUAAAAAAAUUUUUAAAUUAUUUAUUCACAUGUUUGAUACGUUUUUAAAUGCUAGUUCGAAAGUAAAUAUUUAUUGAAAUAUGCUUAAUACUUGAAAUAUAUUUAAAUGUCCAAAUAGAAAAAAAAGUACUUCAUUAAAUAUAUAAUUUAUUUAUUUAUUUGUGAUGUCAUCUCAUAAUGACAGAUAUCGUUUAAGAAUGUUGGUCUUCUUGUUUAUGUAUGCAUUGAAUCAUAUCUCAGUUUGCAAUUUUGUGCUUAAUAAUGAAAUGAAACAUUUACAAUGUUUUUUUUUUAUUUUUUCAUUAAUAUCAAUGGAAAGAAGGAACAUUUUUUUUCCCUACAAAAAUAUCAUUUCAUUGUAAAAUAAUAAAUUAAUAAAUCUCAUGGAUGAGUGUUGAAUAGUUUGUAAAAUAUAAAAAAAUAUGGAAAAAAAGUGCAAUAUUGUAUGUGCUUGUGUUUCGUUGUUGCCAGCUUGGAGAUUUAAUUCGAUUUUUUUGUUUAAAAUGCUGAAUAUAAUAAUUAUUUUUCAAAAAUAUUUAAUGCAAUUAUUAUGUUGUAUAUAUGUAUAGCCAGUGAGUACUAGAAAAAUUAUAUUUUGUUAAAAAAAAUCCUUCUUAUUUUUUAAAAAAUUAUUCGGUGUUAAAAUAAUCAUCUGAAUAUUACAUUGCCACUUUAAAAUGUUUAUAUAUUUUUAAUUAAAUAAGUUUAUAUAUUUUUAUAUAAAUAAGCUAAGUAAACUAAAAUGGCAAUAUUAUUUUUUCCAAAAUAUUUUGCUAGAAACAUUUUUAAUUGGAAACUCGCAAAAAAGAAAAAAAUAGAACAAUUAUUUUUUCCUUCAAUAAAAAAUAAAUCCAGAUGUAAGUAAAAAAAUUUAAAAAUUAAUUAUUAAAAAAAUAAAAUUGUUUUUAGAAAACUAUACAAUGGAUUUCAUUUGUGUGUUUGUAACACAAAAUCAAUAGAACAAAACCUGGACAAUUUUUGAAGUAAUAUAAUUUAACACGUUCUAAGGAAUGAUAAUAAUUUUUUUAAAGAAGUAAUAUUAGAAAAGAAAUGGCAUCAUGGAUUAGCUUAAUAUUAUAAAAUCCAUAAAUAUAAUUCAUACUGCCAUUUCUAGAAUUUUAAAAAUCGUUUGCUUAUCUAAAUUAUGUGUCUAUAUUUUUAAAAAAAUUAGAUCGAAUUUUAACUCAUUAGAGGAUAAAUAAUAAUAAUUAAUAAUGAAGAUCCUUGACAAAAUUUGGGAAAUAGUUCAAAAUAAUUUUAUUUCUUUUUUAGUAUAUUAUUAUUAUUUUCAUGUCUUUAGCAAAAUUUAGCACUAUAAUUUGGAAAUUACCACGAAAAACAGCUGAUUUCUGCAAAAUAAGAACUUUAUAUAUCACAUUUAUGCAAUAAAUCGUUUGAAACGUUCUUUCAUGAAUUCCAGGAUGUCAUUGUUUAUAUUCCUCUAUUUCAUUUUGUUGUAUUUUAUUUAUUUAUUUUUCAAUAUUAGAAUACAAUUCUUUGAUUUUUUUUCUCAUUUGUGUAGUUUUACAUAUUUCAUAAUGAACGAAACUAAUACUGUAAUAAUAAAGAAUAUCACUACAUCUGCUCAAGACUAUCUGUAAUUGUUAAAAUGAAGAAACUUAAAGGAGAGUGAGUUUGUAAAAAGUAAUGGAUUAUUUAAAAGUUGUAAUAAUGACAUGUAAUGAUUAUUAUCUAUUUGAAUCUUAUUUAUUUAUUGGUUAUUUUAGCUUGCCAUAUGUGUUAUAUUGGGCUGCUUUGAAAUAUGAGCUAUAAAAUAGUGCUUUUAUUGUUUUAAUAAAAAUACUGUAAAAGAAGUUUAGUCUUUUUGUUGUAAUGUGUAA